This is a messenger RNA of Haliotis rufescens (red abalone), 4121 nucleotides long. RefSeq names its product cubilin-like. Bases 231 to 3638 code for a protein of 1135 amino acids. The record is from RefSeq and is a predicted model, not a curated record. NCBI's taxonomy places the organism in Eukaryota, Metazoa, Mollusca, Gastropoda, Lepetellida, Haliotidae. The transcript is spliced from 26 exons.
GGGGACUAUUACAGUCGAGGCCUUAUCUUUAUGUUGAAAUAGGUCACAUUGGGACGUGUAUGUUGCAAUGAAUUGAUAGUCUUUUCAUGCAAGUGUCGCCAUACACUCCAGGCAGACCACCGUGUACACAGGGCUGAGCUAUUUCUCAAUCUUGUGGUGCAGGUACAUUGUGGUGGGAUAUAGUAAUAACUGUCUUCAGGGAGAGCGGUUGGCGACGACAGGACGCCAUUAUGAUCAUUUCUUGUUUUAUUGGAGUAUGUGUGCUGUUGUUUGGGCCGCUGGUCUCAAGCGCGUGUAACGUUACGCUCUACGCUCAAGGGGAACCGCUGAAUUUCACAUCUCCUAACUACCCAGGCAACUACACGAGCAAUGACAACUGCUAUUGGGACAUCUACCCUCAAACAAGAGGGUACAGCGUUAUACUCGACAUGGUGUUCUCCGAUAUCGAAAGCUCAUCCCGAUCCAACUGUCCAUAUGACGCCCUUACCAUAUACGUAAAAAAUAAUGGUGAUCAAAGAAUAGGCGAGUCAAAAAGAAUUUGUGGACAAAGCAGAUUAAAUAUUAUUACCCGUGAAGACCAACAUAUUCAUGCAGUAUUCGAGACUGAUGGCAGUGUAACCAGAGGCGGUUUCCUUAUUAGAUAUUAUGAAACAGACGGUCACUCUUGUGGAUUAUCAGAUCUUUCCGCCUCUUCUGUUGCAUGGACGAACUUGACUUCUCCUGGCUAUCCUUCAAACUAUUCCAACAACCUGAACUGCCAAUGGACAAUUUCUGCAUCGGUUGGAUAUGAAAUUAAAGUCGAAGUUGUGUACUUUAAUGUGGAAUACUCGACAGCUUGUUCAAGUGAUUACCUUCUCUUCAGUGACGGUUCCACGUCUUUCGCUGCUCAGUUGGGAAAAUAUUGUGGUCGUAGUUACAUCACCAGGGUAGUCGUUAGUUCCAGAAACUACAUGACCAUCACCUUCCACACCGACGACUCUGACACAGCACUAGGAUUUAAUCUGAAAUACAAAGCUGGAACGUUCCUAACUACUACUACAGAAAUAACAAAUGGGCUUAAUUGUGGCAGUCGUUUGCUCAGAGCCUCUACGUCCACCUGGGGACAUUUGUCGUCUCCUGGUUACCCCAACCACAACUACAGGGACAACAUGGACUGCAGGUGGACAGUUUCUGCACCUGCUGGAUAUAAAAUAAAAGUUGAAAUUAUAGUGCUUUCUGUGGAAUUUGAAGCCACCUGUGCAUUUGACUAUCUCCUCUUCAGUGACGGCUCAUCGUCUUUCGCUACUCGGUUGGGUAAAUACUGUUAUGGCACCAGAAACGUGGUCAGCUCCAGCAACGCCAUGACCAUCACCUUCCACACUGACGGUUCUAGAACGGACAGAGGAUUUUCUUUGAAAUACAUGGCGAGGACGUCAGGUGCGAGUGGGGUUAAUUGUGGAAGUUCUUUGCUCAGCGCCUCUACGUCCACCUGGACAUAUUUGUCGUCUCCUGGCUACCCCAACUACAACAACAAUAUGGAUUGCAAGUGGACAAUUUCUGCACCUGCUGGAUAUAAAAUAAAAGCCGAAAUUAUAGCUCUUUCUUUGGAAUAUGAAGCCACCUGUGCAAGAGACUAUCUCCUCUUCAGUGACGGCUCCUCGCCUUACGACACUAAGCUGGGUAAAUACUGUACUGGCACCAGGGACGUGGUCAGCUCCAGUAACGCCAUGACUAUCACCUUCCACACUGACGGCUCUGUGACAGGAAGAGGAUUUUCUUUGAAAUACAUGGCCCGGACGUCAGUUUCAGGUUGUGGCACAGACGAAGAGAUAAACGAAUAUGAAACGAAAUAUAUUGAAUCACCCAAUUACCCUCUGCAGUAUCCAAGCAAUGCAAAUUGUUCAUGGACAAUCAGCAACCGCCUUGAAGGAUAUGUAAUCCAUGUCCAAGUGGUGGAUUUCAACCUGGAGCCACACAACCCGUGUUCCUAUGAUUAUGUGCAGCUCUAUGACGUCACUGGCACAUAUGAACGCUCGCUUGGUCGAUGGUGUGGAUUGAAUGGACCAGAUACACAGAGUACAGGGAUGAGUAUGAAGGUUCGAUUCCUCUCCGAUAGUUCGAACACCUUAACAGGAUUUAAAUUGGCCUUCACGGCUGUCGAGCCAACAUCUUCCUGUGCGAAUGGGUUUAAUUGUGGAAGUUCUUUGCUCAGCGCCUCUACAUCCACCUGGAGAUAUUUGUCGUCUCCUGGCUACCCCAACUACAACUACAACAACAAUAUGGAGUGCAAGUGGACAAUUUCUGCACCUGCUGGAUAUAAAAUAAAAGCCGAAAUUAUAGCUCUUUCUUUGGAAUAUGAAGCCACCUGUGCAAGAGACUAUCUCCUCUUCAGUGACGGCUCCUCGUCCUACGACACUAAGCUGGGUAAAUACUGUAAUGGCACCAGGGACGUGGUCAGCUCCAGUAACGUGAUGACGAUCACCUUCCACACUGACGGCUCUGUGACAGGAAGAGGAUUUUCUUUGAAAUACAUGGCAAGGACGUCAGGUUGUGGCACAGACGAAGAGAUAAACGAAUAUGAAACGAAUUAUAUUGAAUCACCCAAUUACCCUCUGCAGUAUCCCAGCAAUGCAGAUUGUUCAUGGACAAUUAGCACCCGCCUUGAAGGAUAUGUAAUCCAUGUCGAAGUGGUGGAUUUCUACCUGGAGCCACACAGCUCGUGUUCCUAUGAUUAUGUGCAGCUCUAUGACGUCACUGGAACAGAUGAACGCUCGCUUGGUCGAUGGUGUGGAUCGAAUGGACCAGAUACACAGAGUACAGGGAUGAGUAUGAAGGUUCGAUUCCUCUCCGAUAGUUCGAACACCUUGAAAGGAUUUAAAUUGGCCUUCACUGCUGUCGAGCCAACAUCUUCCCGUUGUGGCACAGACGAAAAGAUAAACGAAUAUGAAACGAAAUAUAUUGAAUCACCCAAUUACCCUCUGCAGUAUCCCAGCAAUGCAAAUUGUUCAUGGACAAUCAGCACCCGCCUUGAAGGAUAUGUAAUCCAGGUCCAAGUGGUGGAUUUCUACCUGGAGCCACACAGCUCGUGUUUCUAUGAUUAUGUGCAGCUCUAUUACGUCACUGGAACAUAUGAACGCUCGCUUGGUCGAUGGUGUGGAUUGGAUGGACCAGAUCCACAGAGUGCAGGGAUGAGUAUGAAGGUUCGAUUCCACUCCGAUAGUUCGAGCACCUUCAAAGGAUUUAAAUUGGCCUUCACUGCCUGCGAGCCAACAUCUUCCUCGUCUGUUUCACCGAACCUUGGAGGCAUAAUUGGAGGGGUAUUCGGCGGCAUUGUGGGCGUUGCAAUUGUAACGUGUUGCUGCUGUGGAAUUUGCUCCAGGAAAAAAUCCACAACCAAUGACCAGUCGCAAGGGAACAGAUCACGUGAAGUCAACCUGAACACCGUCUACACUGUCCCAGUCUCAAACUACCCACCAACUACGGCAACUACCCAGCCGGCCAUGUUUACUCCACCUCCAGCUUACAGUGAAGUCGUGAAGGACGACCCUCCACCGUACUGUCAGGCAGUUCCACUAUCAGAUAUACUACCUCUUGUGACGUCGUCCCCUAAUGGCGCAUCUUCAUAUCAAGGGACAGAUAACCCAGCAGGCCCUAGUUGAGUGACAGCUGCACAUGAUGUCCACGUUUUGAAUUGCUGGAGUAAAUAGAAAAUGACACAUACAUGGAUACUCCUUCACACAAAUUAGCGUCUUCAUCCAUUUUAGCAUAUUUAUUAUGACAAAUCAAAUUAUGACAAAUGACAGCAAAUAAUAGCAACUUUAACAAUUGUUCUGAAAACAAACCUAAGAGGUAUACUUUCUAUUAUAUCUGGUUUUUAAUGCAAUUACCUGUAUUUUCACAUUAUCUACAUCCCGAUCUAUUUGGGUCAUGUGGGAUGUUGAUUGUAGAACUGUGCAUAACCAAGGAUCAGAAGUCAACUGAUCGGUAUUCAAUAAAGACUAUCACAAUCAUGCAACAAGCAUGUCACAAUUAUGAAUGGAUGAUAACACAAUUACCACGAUGAGAAACGUCUUGGUCGCGCAGCAUAUACUUGUAAUUGUUUUUGUUUUUUUGUUAUUAAACUAUUUUGUAUAUCAAAUGAU